UAACACAACGUAAAGGCCUUGGAUUUAAUUCCCAGUACAAGAGAGUUUUGUGUAAUAAAGACCUCUUUGGUUGUGGUUCAGUGGAAAUGAAGAGCAGAGGAUAAUUCAGAGGAGCUUAAGGAAGGCAGAGUAGGAGACUGCAAUGCCUCGCCUGCUGGUGGUGCACACGCUUGCGGCGAGCCUCUGAGCCCCAAGGAUGAAGGCAGCAGUGUAUCCAGGCUUCCUCUGUGAAGUGUGGCAGGGUGAGGAUGUGCGAGUGAUCUGGCUGUAACAUCUCCCAGCCCACUGAUCGCCAGGGGCAGCUGGGCAGGGUCUCACAGCUCCACGCGUGUCCCUCCAGGAGCUGAAGCCCACCCCCGAGAGGGGGCUGCUUCCAUGGUCAGGGUGCACAAGCAGCUGAGCUUCCCUGCUAAGACUGCCAAACAAGCUCUCAAGGUCCAGAAUUAGGGUGCCCAGUGAAUUGAGGAAAAUACCCUGUGGGGAAGGUCUACACAGCGGGUGCAGGAGUUCCCGGCCUCCAGGGCUGCCACUGCCAGUUCCUCACCCCAUGGGCUGCAGGAGUAGGGCUUCCUUACCUGGGGCGAUUUUCUUUAUCUCUGGGCUUAAGAUUCUUUUGUGAGCUGAGGGAGUUAGGUUCGUAUCUAAGGUCCCUGUAAAUCCACAGCUACUGUAGCCAGGACCUUGAUUAACUCUUUGAUCGUUAAUUCUGAUGAGAUACUGCUAGCCAGGCAUGGUAGCCCCAACACUCAGAAGGCUGAGGCAGGAGGGUCACUGUAAGUUCAAAGACAGCCUUUCUGUGUGUCUGUCUCUCAAGACACGAUUUUGUAGGAGUCGGAGCUGGGUUCUCAGUCUAGCCCACAAGCCCUCUGAUGUCUGCAGUUUCCAAGCCAGGAUUCAGUUAAGCUCUAUGUCACUGCGAGAGCGCUGGCUCCAGUUCCGUGGGACGCUGGCCAAACUGGGCUUCGGCCCCACAGGGAUGCUGCGGGCGGGCGCAGCGCGCCGGCUCUCCAGGAUCCCAUGUUCGUUUCAGGGCUGGACUUUGGGAGCCGGUGUGCCAGGCCCGGCCAGGAAGCCCGACUUUGAGGGCGAACCCCGCCUGCAGAGCAGGCCCCGCCCCAGUUAGGCCCCGCCCCGUGGUGGGCAGGGUCUUCGGUAGCGGGAACCCGGGUCCCGCCUCUCAUUCUCGUCCUCGCCCUUGCCAUGGCUCCCGCGCUGCUGCUGGUGCCCGCUGCCCUGGCCUCUUUCGUGCUGGCCUUCGGCACCGGAGUGGAGUUCGUGCGCUUCGCGUCCCUGCGGCCGCUCCUCGGAGGGGCCCCGCAGGCUGUCGGCCCCGGUCCCCGCCAGGGAUGGCUUACAGCCCUGCAGGACCGCACUGUCCUGGCCUCCCUGGCUUGGGACUUGGGGCUUCUCCUGCUGUUUGUCGGGCAGCACAGCCUUAUGGCCACCGAAGCAGUGAAGGCAUGGACAUCCCGGCACUUUGGGGUCCUCCAGAGGUCUGUGUAUGUGGCAUGCACUGCCCUGGCCCUGCAGCUGCUGAUGCGGAACUGGGACGCCGUGCCCAGAGGCCCGGUGCUGUGGGAGGCUCGGGCGGAGCCAUGGGCCACCUGGGUGCCGCUGCUCUGCUUCGUUCUCCACGUCAUUUCCUGGCUGCUCAUCUUCAGCAUUCUUCUCGUCUUUGACUACGCUGAGCUCAUGGGCCUUAAGCAGGUGUACUACCAUGUGUUGGGGCUGGGUGAGCCUCUCGCCCUGAAGUCUCCGCGGGCCCUGCGGCUUUUUUCCCACCUGCGCCACCCGGUGUGCGUGGAGCUGCUGACAGUGCUGUGGGUGGUGCCCACCCUGAGCACCGACCGCCUGCUUUUUGCCCUCCUCCUUACCCUUUACCUGGGCCUGGCUCACGGGCUGGACCAGCAAGACCUCCACUACCUCCGGGCUCAGCUCCAAAGGAAACUCCACCUCCUCUCUCAGCCCCAGGAUGGGGUGGAGGAGUGAGGCGCUACAAGCCCUGUUCCUCCUCUCCCUCCUCGGAGUCCAAGGCUCCCCCCACACACACCUGUAAUC
Messenger RNA from Octodon degus (degu), 2058 nucleotides. RefSeq names its product nurim (gene Nrm). The record is from RefSeq and is a predicted model, not a curated record. The coding region runs from base 1201 to 1989 and encodes 262 amino acids. The transcript has 4 exons. NCBI's taxonomy places the organism in Eukaryota, Metazoa, Chordata, Mammalia, Rodentia, Octodontidae. Gene Ontology annotation, cellular component: nuclear membrane.